AUGCUCCUCGACCUCCCCAAAUCACCAUACGCCCUCCUCUCCCUCCCCCAACCUCAAACCCUCCUCGUUACGCUCUCCCGCCCACACGCCCUAAACUCCCUCCCCUCGGCCGCCCACCACGACCUCGCCUCCAUCUUCGCCUGGUACGACGCCGAACCCUCUCUCCGCUGCUGUAUCAUCACCGGCGCGGGCGAUAAAGCGUUUUGUGCGGGCGCGGAUUUGAAGGAGUGGUUGGAGCAGGUUGAGGGUGGUGUGAGGAGGGUCAUGCCACCCGAGGGGUUCGGUGGGCUGAGUCGGAGGCGGGGGAAGAAGCCUGUUGUUGCGGCUGUGAAUGGGGUUGCGAUGGGUGGUGGGAUGGAGAUGUUGGCCAAUUGUGAUAUCGUCAUCGCGGCACAACACGCUACAUUCGCUCUACCAGAGGUCAAACGCGGCGUAAUCGCCCUCGCCGGCGCCCUCCCCCGCCUAACCCACACCCUCGGCCUUCAUCACACCUCCCUUCUCGCCCUCACUGGCCGUACCCUCCCCGCAGACUCCCCCCUCCUCCGCCCUCUCAUCGCGCAAAUCGUCCCCGCCUCCAAACUCCUGCCUACAGCUCUUGGGAUCGCAAAGGAGAUUUGUGGGAAUAGUCCGGAUAGUGUUAUCGUUACGCGUAUGGGGAUACGGAGUGCGUGGGAGGCGGGAGGGGUUGAGGAGGGGACGGAGAAGGUUAUGAGGGGGGAAGCGUAUGGGAGGUUGGUGGAGGGUGAGAAUCAUAGGGAGGGCUUGAGGGCUUUCAAGGAGAAGAGGAGGGUGAGGUGGGUUGAUAAUGAUCGAGACCACUGUGAGACUAAUGUUGCUCGUGUCGAGAAUCUUGGCACGAUCAAAGUCCUGUUGUACCAUUGUACCGAGACAGUACCAGACCCGGUGGUGAAUUAUACGGAUUUCGAUGCCACAAAGCCUAUUGACGAGAGGAAGAUGAAAGCGAUAAAAGUGCCCGAACAUUGUACCGAGGUUGCUCCAAAAGAAUUCCGGUUUGCCUGUACUGUGCAUGAUCGGCAUCCUUACGUGACCUUCGUUUUCAAGUAUCGUUCCAGAGACUUCUUGGAGAUCAAAGGCAUAAUUCCUGGUUUCAAUGCCGAAUUGCAAGCCCUUGCUCCCAAUCACAAGCGCGAACGCUCCGGAACCUUGACCGGUGAAGAGGAAGUUGAGGUCAUCCGGCGUCAGGUUCGCAAGCUUGAGGCGGAAAAGGCUCGUAUGAAGGAAAGGGAGAUAAGGUUGCGUGGGGAGAUCCGAUGUGACCUCACGGGUGAAGCUCCGGUUGAGAAGACCGUGCCCGCGGCUGAGAAGGUGUGCGAUAUCGUCGAUCUUACGGAGGACGAUUAA
This is a messenger RNA of Saitoella complicata NRRL Y-17804, 1362 nucleotides long. Its product is annotated as ClpP/crotonase. Gene Ontology annotation, cellular component: mitochondrion. The record is from RefSeq and is a predicted model, not a curated record. The transcript has 7 exons. Lineage: Eukaryota; Fungi; Ascomycota; Saitoellomycetes; Saitoellales; Saitoellaceae. The coding region runs from base 1 to 1362 and encodes 453 amino acids. Gene Ontology annotation, biological process: fatty acid beta-oxidation. Gene Ontology annotation, molecular function: enoyl-CoA hydratase activity.